AUGCAGAAUUCUGCACGAUUCUAUUCUGAAUAUAAUUCUUAUCCCAUAGAAGAUACUUUUCAUUCAAAUGCACUAGAUGCAUCGAUUGAAAGUGAUACUUUUGGACUAUCUUCAUCCGCUUCAAUGAGUACAAAUCAAACAUCGGCAAUAUCUCCACCAACAUUAUCAGGCAUGGCUCGAUCAAACAAACGCAAAACAACGACUGAUACCGAUGUAAGUUAUUCACCAGCAUCAAUUUAUAGUGAUAACAGUAAUUAUUCUGAUGCAUCAUAUCCAACACUUCCUCGUCAAUCAACUGAUUUUUCUCGAAAUUUAUCAUCUAGUAGACAUGGUAAAAUUACAACAGCAUCAGUUUUAACAACAUCAGCUGAAGAAGGAAGCUCAGAUGAUAAUGAUGAUGAUGACGAUACCAAUGAUCUUGCACGUAAACGUGAAAAACAUACACAAGUUGAGGCACAUCGACGAGCAUUAGAAAAAGCACACUUUAGAGAAUUGUCAAUGUUAAUUACAAAUCGAAGUGAUUCAAAAUCAACAAAACUUCAUCAUCUUGAUUUACUUAAAAUAGCUGCUGAUGAAAUAUCUAAAAUGAAUUUACGACAUAAAAAUGAUCCAUUACGUCCAUCAAAUUUAACUGAAAAUGAAUUAAACUUUUUAACAAUUGAAGCAAGUAAUUCAUUUUUAUUUGUAACUACUAUUGAGCCACCAUCAUUUCGUAUAAUUCACGUUACUGAUGCGAUAAAUCGUAUAUUAAAUGUUACACCUGAUCAAUGGCUUGGACAAAAUUUUCUAUCAUUUAUACAUCCUGAUGAUUUGAUACGUUUUCGAAGUCAACUUAUGUCAUUAAAUCAACGUAUUGGACUGUCAAUUCAUCUUGAAUGUCGAUUAAAACAAGGUAAUAAUGACACGUAUUCAUCUGUUAUUAUUGAUGGUAUGGCAAAAAUAAUUGAUAAUUCUUUAAAACCUGUACAAACAAAUGCAUCAGGUUUUCUUGCUUUUGUUGGUAUAUGUCAUUUGCCAUUAAUAACAAAAUACAGUGAAACAAAUAUGUGUCUGUAUAAAAAUCCUCAAUUGUGCACAUUUCGUUGUCGUUGUUCACCAAAUGAUUGGAAAAUUUUUCUUGUUGAUCGUUCAGUAUCAACAUUACCAUCUAUAUCAUAUGAUUUAUUUCGUCAAAAAUCUGUAUUAGAUUUUAUACAUACCAAUGAACAAGCACUUGUACAUCAAGCUUUAUUACGUUCAAUAACAGCAUCAACCAAUGAAACGGUAACAUGUCAUUUUAUACAUCCAACUUUACAAACUUCAAUACCAAUGACACUUGAAAUCAAAUCAUUUUUUAAUACAAUUACUCAUCAAGCUAAUUUUAUUGAAUUAACAUUUAAGAAUUCACUGGAUGCAAAAUUAGAAGCAUCAAUAUUUGAUUUUAUCGAUGAGGAACAAGAAAUCGAUAAAUUAUUGGAAUCAGAUUCAUCAGUAUCAACUCAACAAACAAUUGAAGGACAACUUCAUAAUAAUCCAACAACUCAAACUACACCUUAUUAUUUUUCAAAUGGAUGGACAACAAAAAAUGAAUUAUAUUAA
Molecule: messenger RNA, 1578 nt
Organism: Rotaria sp. Silwood2
Lineage: Eukaryota; Metazoa; Rotifera; Eurotatoria; Philodinida; Philodinidae
Source: the annotation of a GenBank genome assembly